Stylophora pistillata is the source of this 2655-nucleotide messenger RNA. RefSeq names its product chaperone Ric-8A. Gene Ontology annotation, cellular component: cytoplasm. Gene Ontology annotation, biological process: G protein-coupled receptor signaling pathway. The record is from RefSeq and is a predicted model, not a curated record. Lineage: Eukaryota; Metazoa; Cnidaria; Anthozoa; Scleractinia; Pocilloporidae. Gene Ontology annotation, molecular function: G-protein alpha-subunit binding; guanyl-nucleotide exchange factor activity.
CGUAGAGGUCAUGGAGAAUUUCAUUGCCAUUCUCGAAAACUUAGGUUCACAAAACGAAGCUGCUGCCGUGAAAGCACUUCAACAGUUUUGUUCUAGAAAUGAAAAGACUUUUAGCUUCUUCCAUGUGGACUUAAGUCUUAGAAAGAAAUUAAUUGAUGCGAUCCUCAACGAGUUGUCUAUGAAAGAUCUUGGAGUUGCUUUCAAAAUACACGGUCUUCGUGCCUUGAGGAUUUUAAGCCGCGACAAAGACGGUCUGGGAUCGCUUACUUCUGAUAAGUCUUCAUCAGUCCUACUUUCACUUGCAGAACUUAUGUCAGAAGUAUCGAAGGCCGCGCAAAGUCUUCCUAAAAAAGAACCAGAACAGCGAACAAGAUAUGAAGACCAGGAGGAGACUAGAGAGGGCUCUUGCGAGAGAGUUAUCCCGCACAGCGAUGUAGUUGUUGAAGCGCUCAAAUGUUUAUGUAAUGUAGUCUAUCACAGUCAAACAGCUCGUCAACUAUGUUUGAAAUACAGAUGCAUCGAAGCAAUCAUUGCUAGAGUAAAGAUAUGGUUUGAGAUCAGCCGCUUGGCUUUCGAUGUGAAAUACUUUGAUCUCAGAUUACUUUUCCUUUUUACUGCUCUUGAAAACGCUGCCCGAGUGGACGUUAUUGCCAACAGUGGUUUUUGUGUCCUAACUCAUGCUUUGGACAGCUGUAUUCCAGGGAGGGAUCAGAGAAAAAUCUGUCAUGAGACCAAAGUCAGAGAAGGCUGUGGACAGUUUACGGGAGCAAGGCUCCAGGCACUUACUGUUGUUGAAAGGUCCAAGAUUGAGGAAAGUCCAGUGACUUACACCAUGUCACAAGAUGAGAUUCGCAUGUCUGCAGAAAUCCUGAAAACAAUGUUUAACAUCACGAUAAAUCUUCCUGAUGCUGAUAGCACUGACACACUUGAACACUGUGAAAGGAUAGUGUUUAUUGUGCGAACCAUGUUUGUGCACAUCAAGCCACUGUCUGAUCAGCCAGAGAACCUUCCAAAUCAUGCAAUUAAUAUCUUGUCCAACAUGCCAACUAAUUGUCUCCAACACUUAAUGUGGACAAUGCCAUCCAGUGUUUGUAAAACACUUGCACAAGAUUUUGAGACAAGACGCUCAUUGAAGAGGUUUAGGAUAUACUUUGAGAAAUACAAUAUGCUGACAGUUCAGACAAUGUUGACAAUACUGGAUGAUCGUCUUAAAGGUGCCAGUCAGACACUGCAAGAAGAUAUUGUCCCAUUUCUGAGUGCUUUUUGUCAAAUGGCGCGUGGAAACAGAGUGAUCAGGAAGUAUCUUCGACAGGAGGUGUUACCACCCUUGGGAAAGGUGGGCACCACUCGUCCAGAAGAAGGAAACUUGAUAAGGAAUGGCUUGGUCAGGCUAAUGACAUCACCACUUGAAGAUAUCAAGGAGCUUGUGGCAGAUUUCCUAUUUGUUCUCUGUAAGGAGAAUGUCAAUCGUCUUAUUAAAUACACCGGCUAUGGCAAUGCUGCAGGGCUGUUGGCUUCACGUGGGCUUAUGGGGGGUGUUCAGGCACAGAGCAGUGGAGAUUACUCUUCGGACGAUGAUGAUUCUGAGACUGAAGAAUAUGCCAUGGAUAAGGCACAGAUUGAUCCUAUGAUUGGUGCUAUUCCAAAGGAUGAUGGGAAACCCAAUCCGCUAGAUGAAAUGACUGAGCAAGAGAAGGAAGAAGAAGCUGAGAAACUGGCUGGUCUGAUCCAAGACCUUAAUAGGAAGGGUUUGAUUAGGACAGCUCAGGUGGGCCCUGAUGGCAGACCUCAGGAGUUUCAAGGGGCACAAGCUGUGGGUGAACAGUCCACAGAACAAGAGGAUGAACUCGCUGGAGAUUCCGAGUCAAUCAGUAAUGGAAACGUAGACGAAAGAAAGUCCUCAUAGAGUGAAGAGGACUAUGGCAGUCGCCGACAAAAAUUCAUAGUAGAUUAUUUUUUAAAGGAUUGAAAGAUCUUCUUAAUAGUUUUAAUUUGCGAUACUGAGUGUAAAAUAUGUUCUGAGUGCAACUAAAAAUUAUCGUUCCAAAUUAAUCGCAAUUAAGUCAAACCAGGAAAUCCGUCGUGUUAAGUUGUCUUUGAAUUUCUCCCUUUUAUUCUUCACAUAUUUUAUUUUGGAUACGAACUCCAUUUUCUGAAGUGACAGUUUCCUUUUAAGCCACCAGUUGAAACUCUGCUGUAAAGUAUUUGGUCGGCACUGUUUUGUUUCGUUAGGAAGUCAGGCUAAAUUGACGACAUGAUGGGGUUAAAUAAUUUCAUCUUUGGCAUUAUUGCCGGCUCACCAGUCGAAUGGAAAAUAAGUUAUCGUAAGUCUAAAUGAUAACGUAACGAUAACAAGGGAGACCCAUCGUUACAACUAAGACAAGCACAACGCACAUGUAUCCUUUAUCAAGCAUGAUAAGCUUGUUACAAACAACCACGCUGCAUUUCUCUUAUGAAUCAGUACAAGCUAUAGAAAGACUAUUACCUUAAGUGGUUGGUCGUCUGGGAAAGAGAAGUCCUGGAAAGGACUGUUGUUUGUUACGUCAACAUAAGUAUCCAUGCUACUUGCUGGACUCCAGUAAACCUAGCCUGCAGAGCAGGCGUUCUUGUGGAGUUUGGGCGAAAAUUAGGACUUCGGGCUUUCUAUUUUAUUUU